Molecule: messenger RNA, 1230 nt
Organism: Rotaria socialis
Lineage: Eukaryota; Metazoa; Rotifera; Eurotatoria; Philodinida; Philodinidae
Source: the annotation of a GenBank genome assembly
AUGGAUAAGCGCUUUUACUUCACUACUUUUCUCGCUGCUCUUAUUGCAUUAGGCAUUGGUAUCAGUAUUGGUCAUUUUGCAAUAGGAAAACAGCAGACCACUAACUCUGUUAAAUAUGAACGUCUUACAAGACAAACUGACGCACAAAAUUAUGAAAAAUUCAUCAGUUUGGUUCAAGCAAAGAAUAUUGAAGCGAAUCUUAAAGAUCUUACUUCACGGCCUCAUAUGGCUGGCUUGCCAGAAGACUUAGAAAGUGCUCAAGUGAUCGAAGAACGAUGGAAACGUGAUGGUUUACAAGUAACCAAACCAAAAUACAAUAUUCUUCUUUCCUACCCUGAUAAUAAUAAACCGAAUCGAGUUACUCUCACGAGUACAGAUGGAACAAUCAUUAUUCAAACUGAAGGAGUUGAGAAAGCCUACGAUCCGACACAACCAAAAACAGUCAAUCCAUUUCUUGCCUAUACUCCGAAUGGGACGGUUUCUAGUACGAAACUAUUCUAUGCUAAUUAUGGUCGACUUGAAGAUUUGAAACAUUUGGCUUCUAUUGUUGGAAAUGCUAGUCUUCAAGGUAGUAUCAUUAUCAUGAGAUAUGGUCGCAUUUUUCGAGGAGAUAAAGUGAUACAUGCUCAAUACUUUGGAGCUGUUGGUGCUAUAUUAUACAAUGAUCCGGCUGAUUAUGCUCCAUUCGGUACUACACCAGAUCAGGUCUAUGAUCAAAAGUGGUUUAUGCCACCCAGUGGAGCACAAAGAGGAUCGUCCUACACUGGCAAUGGAGAUCCUUUGACACCUACAUAUCCAUCAACAGAUUACAUGUACAGAGUGGAAGAGGGAACUAUUUCAUCUCUGCCGAGAAUUCCUGCUCAACCGAUUGGCUACGGCGAAGCCCAAGUAAUUCUUAAAUAUCUACAAGGAAGUGAAGUAGCUGCCGAGUGGUGUGGCACUUUAUCAAAUAUCAGAUAUCGCUAUGGUGGCGUACUUUUGAAUAAAUCUUCAAUUGAAGUGAAAACUUACAAUCGUCUUGAACGAAAAGACACUUACAAUGUAAUUGGUAUAAUGAAAGGAGACAUUGAACCAGAUCGAUACGUUGUUAUCGGAAAUCACAGAGAUGCUUGGAGUUUGGGUUCUGUCGAUCCGACAAGUGGAACUGCUGCUAUGCUUGAAAUAACACGAGUACUUGGUGAAAUGGCAAAAAAUGGUACUUUUUUUGUAUUCAUAUCUGUACAAUACUAG